AUAAUUGAUAAAGAUCAAACAUAUAAGUUAAACCUUUUGAUGGUAAACCUUUUUGCCUUCCACUGGAGAACACCAAAAUAAUUUUUUGGUGAAAAGCACACGACCAUUUCUAUUUUUUUUUUAUUUUGAUUUUUAUACAACACGAAAUACGUAACUUUUCUGAAUUAAAGGUGUGUUGCAAACAGUUUAAAGUUAUCAGUAUAAACCUUUAAAGAAGGGGGUAAUUCAAUCAUUCCAAUCCAAUUCAAUUGAUUUGAAUCAAUUCAUCAUACAAGUCAGCUUUGGUUCCUUUAGGAGAGAAAGCCUGGCUUUGAUUCCAUACCCAGAUCAUUAUUUAUAUACAUACGCCGUUUGACUAUUUUGUUUUUCACAUAUAUAAUAUAUACAAAUCUUAUAUGUUGUCAUGGCAGAUCUAUACGGAUACAUCACCCCAGCUAAGGUGAAAACCCUACUAGUCCCCAUCAACAAUUGUUCACAAGCAGACUUCAAUCGAUACUAUGAUAUAAUACGAUCCAACGUAACUGAAAUACGACUAAUGGAUAUAACUCCUGACAAUGAUCUUCAUUAUUUCAAUCCCCAAGCAUUUCCAAAUGGAAGAAUCUUUCUUGAUUUCCACAUAUCGGGUCCUGAUAAUGAUUCAAUCUUUCUUCAUGAUUUCGAACCCUUUCGAAAAACUUUCAUCAUCUUAGGUGUGGGUAAAUAUAGUGAAGAUUUUAAUAAUGAAGAUACUUUACAUGAUUUAAAAAAGCAUUUCCCUGCAUCAAUUGUACAUAAUAUAAUCUUAUUUGAUACUCCAAAUGAUAAAGUAAAACAAUUAAAUAAAUCAAAUUCUUAUACCUUUUAUCAUAAUGGAAUCUUACAACAAAAUAUAACCGCAUUAGAAACUUUAAUGUGUGAUAUAAGUAAAGGAUUCCUCCGUUCAUUGGAUACUUAUGCAUCAUCAUAUUCAAAUAUAACAUUGAGAUCUCCAGUAUUAAUCACCGAUAGUCAUUUAUUAACGAGAACUAUAAGUCAUGCUCAAAAACGAUUAAGUUCAGGCUCAACUUCAUUCAAAGUUUCAUUUGGAGGGUCAAGUCCAACUCAUACCAAUGGAAAUGGUGGUAGUAGUGCUGGUAGUGCAAGUAGUGGAGGUCACUCUAUCACUAGUAAUUCUAAUGGAAAUCUAAGUCCAGCAGAUGCAAAAUCAAAAACUCAACAACGUCAUACAGGUCGUCAAUCAAAGUUAAUGGGUAGUUUCUACCUUUUAGCAGGGAAAUAUAAUGAUGCCUUGAAUUCAUUCAUUGAUGCUACAAUCAAUCUUCGAAAAUGUGAUGAUUAUUUAUGGUUAAGUAAUGCAUUAGAAGGUCUUGGAAUUACAGUUUUAUUAUUACGAUUCGUAGGAGCUAAUUAUAAAAUACCAAAUCAAAUUUUAAAUAAUGUGCUUCAACUUAACAAGAGCAAAUUACUGGCUUUAAGUACUGAAAUAUUAUCUCCCAAACGAAAUUCAAGUGAUUCGUCCGUUAAUGGUCAUUCUACAGCAAAAGCCACACCAUAUUCCCCAAGAAACUCCUCAAGUAGUAACAUCAAUUUCUCAUCUUCAGGUCCUAUAACUGAUUUCACAGCCUUAUCCAUUCCAGAGUUUGUCGGUUUAAUAUCGUCAAAAGUAUUGCAUUUUUAUCAAAUAAGUACUAAUGAUUUUGAAAAUAUGGUACCUGAUAUAGUAUAUGUUGAGGCCAUAUUAAGAAUCAUCAAAUUUAAAAUUGGAGUUUAUCUUAGUGGAGGUUAUGAAUCAAAAGUUACUUUAUUAGAAAGCUUGGUUAAAUCAACUAAAGUCCCAUCAACGGCAAGUAUAAUUGAUACUACCUAUUUCCUGAAAUCAGAUAUACUAAACACCAUCGAUAAUAUUUUUAAAUUACAAUUAAUCGAUAUGGGCAUCAUUGAACAAUGUCGAGUUUAUUGUACUCUUGCAUCAAUGUAUACUGAUCUAGGUAUGUUAAGGAAACGAGCAUUUAUAUUACGAUUUUUAUUAGUGGCCUUAUUACCCAAAUUAGAACAGAAUUAUAAUUUGGUGAAUAAUGAUGAAUUAAAAGAUAUUCGAGAUGAAGUUCAUAGUAUUCGAGAUCUAUUUGAAUAUUUAUUCUUAAUCUAUGGAAUAAAUCUUGAAUCGGAAAGUUCCGCCAUUGAUUCAUCUAUUCAUUCUGAAAAGAGUUGGUUAUCAUUACAAAUCCAAGUUUUAAGAUUAUGUAUUCAAAUAUCAGAAGCUAUGAAAGAUUAUAAAUUCUUUUUACAAUUGGGUACGUUAUUAUUAACAAGAUAUAGUCAUUGUUUACCCACCGAUGAUCAAAUCACCUUAAAGGAAAAAAUCGAUUCAUUAAUUUAUUUAUCAAAUAGAAAUAAUUUAAAUCUUAGUUCACCAUAUUGGGAUCCAUUUUUAGUUCGAAGAGUUCAAUUUGUUAAUAAUAAAAACAAAGAUGAUAUUAUCCCAUUUUCAGAAUAUGAAAAGAAUACAGCUCAAACAGUUGGAUUAGGAGAUGUUAAUACUAAUAAUGGAUAUGAGCAAACUCCUGAACCAUUUUUAUUUGAUCCUUAUAAUAAAGUUGAUAAUAAUGCUACCACUAUUAAUAGAGAUAAAUUACUUUUGAAAGAUGAAGUUUAUCAGCUUAAAGUUCUAUUACAAAAUCCAUUUGCCUUUGAAAUAGAAUUAAAUGAUGUUUCAAUUGUGACGGAAGAUGAUUUUAAAGUUCAAACUUUCAAGCAUCAUAUACGAUCGUUAAGGGUUAUUAAUAAAAUGGGUGCUAGUUCUGGUCUACUUGGUAGAAAUGUUACACAAUCAAUAAAUACUACAAAUUCAUUAAAGAAAACCAUGUCAACUUCAUCAACCACAUCAGUAGGACUUCCUGCUUCUAUUCCUACCGCUCCAACUUUAUCAUCAAAUGCAUCAUCCAAUGUGGCAAUGUCAAGUUUGAUAGUUCCACCAUUAUCCACUGAGAUUUUUCUGAUUCCAUUCAAACCUUUACAAGUGGGUGAAUUAACUAUCUUGGGAUUUAAUAUUCAAAUAGGUACUUGUAAUCCUCAAUUGUUUAAGAUUAUUGAUGGUGAAUUAUUUAAUGAAACCUCGUUCAAAGUGAAAUCGAUGGGGAUUGGUGAAGUAUCAUUUGAUAAAGCAAGUCAUGAGAGAUCAACCUUAGACGCCGUGAUUCAUAAUUUAGAAACUUGUAAUGUUAAUGCCAGAACUUCAAUACGAGAAUUAUCCUUAACUGUUAUUCCACCUCAACCAUCGUUAUCCUUGACCAAGCUGCUGGUUAAUAAUGGAUGGAUUAUGUUGUUAGAAGGGGAAAUUUAUAAGUUUUCCAUUACUUUAACGAAUCAUUCCGAUGUGUUGAUUAAUUAUUUAUCAUUUUCAUUUUGGGAUUCUACUAUUGAACCAUUAAAUAAACGAUUAAGCACCAGUGUGGGGAAUCAAACUUUACCAGCUGCCGAAAUUUAUGAAAUUGAAUAUAAUUUAUUAAAAGUUAAACCAUUUAAAAUCUUGAAUAAAGAAGCUAUAAGUGAAGAGUAUAAGACGAUUGAACCCAGAAAGGAAAUCACUAUUGAUUAUGAAGUGAUGGGUAAAAGAGGAAUGAAAGAACUGAAAUUAAUUCUUGAAUAUAGUCAUAAACAAUUCGAUGAUGUGAAAAAUAGUUUUAUCAAACAUAUUAAUGUGCCUUUGAAUUUAACGAUUUUAUCCUCGAUUGAGAUUUUAGGAUGUGAUAUUAUACCAUUAUUUUCAUCAUCAUUACAAGGAUUCAAAGGAGAAUAUAUUAAUGAUGGUAAAGAAGAGAAUUUAAAUGAAGUUUUGAAAUUCAUAACUUCAAUCAUUGAAUCUCCCACUGAAGAAAUUGGGGAUUAUUGUUUAUUCAUAUUAGAUAUUCGAAAUUUUUGGAAUGAAAAAUUAAAAUGUCAAUUUAAUUAUCAAAUUAGUAAACAAAAACAAUUCUCAAUAACAGAAAUUAUUGAACCUAGUAAGACAUCACGAUUAUUAAUUCCUAUCAAGAGAAUUGGGAAUGAAAUAGAUUUAACUAGAUUGAUUCCAUCAUUAAGACAUAAACAAUUUGUGAAGAAUUAUUUAAUAAGUGAAGCUGAUGAUUUACAAAUGAGAGAAUUAUUCUGGUUAAGACAUUAUAUAUUGGAAAAUCUACAUGGAACAUGGGAGACCAUUGAAUCGAAGAAACGAAUGGGAUUAAUUGAAUUAAGAACGAUUCGUUUAACUCCUAAAAUGGCUAAUGUCUUACAAUUCAAUAAGAUACGAAUCUUAACUUCUAUUGAAGAUGAGUUUGAUAAUCAACCAUGUCAUAAGGAAAGUAAUCAAUAUUUAUUAAAAGUUGAUCAAUUCUAUUCAUUAAAGACAGUUAUUAUAAAUGAAGGGUUAGUUGAUAUUAAGGGAAUUUUAAGACAUUUACCUAUUUCCAUGAAUAUAUUAUCCACUACUAACAACAUUAAUGUGAUUAAAGCUCAAUUAUCGAUUGAUAAGAAGAUUUUAAUUAAUGGGGUUUUACAAUCUACUAUUCCAAUGGUUAAAGCUGGUGAAACCAUUGAACUUGAAUUAACAUUUUUAAUCUUGGAAAGAGGUGAAUAUGAAUGGGGAUCAGUGUUGGAUAUCCUAAAUCAUAAACAAGGAUUACAAAUAGUUGGUCGUGAACCAAUAUACAUAACUGCAUCAUAAAAAUUAUAGAUUUUUGUUUAUAAUAAUCAAUUAUUUUAAUAAUAUGU
This is a messenger RNA of Scheffersomyces coipomensis, 4728 nucleotides long. RefSeq lists its product as uncharacterized. Lineage: Eukaryota; Fungi; Ascomycota; Pichiomycetes; Serinales; Debaryomycetaceae. The record is from RefSeq and is a predicted model, not a curated record. Bases 404 to 4681 code for a protein of 1425 amino acids. Gene Ontology annotation, cellular component: trans-Golgi network. The transcript has a single exon.